Molecule: messenger RNA, 506 nt
Organism: Prorocentrum cordatum
Lineage: Eukaryota; Dinophyceae; Prorocentrales; Prorocentraceae
Source: the annotation of a GenBank genome assembly
GAUAUCAGAGACGCUCGGGAGCUCAUGGUCGGUGAGAACACGCCGUACGGCAAGCUCCACCAGAACAUGGUAGUCGGGCAGCACACGGUGGAGAUCUGCAGUCCAGCAGCAAUGCUGUGGUAUUGCAGCGCCCUCCCCGCGACGCAGCCUCUGUGGCAGCGGGCGCUGGAGCUGCCACGCCCGUGGCACAUCAUCAUUUACGGCGAUGAAAUAGGCGCUGGCAACGCGCUGGCGCACGUGCAGAACCGCAAGUCCUGGGGCAUCUACUGGGCGAUCGCGGAAUUCGGCCCGCAGGAUGCGUGGUUCCAGCUCGCGACGAUGCGGGCCAAGACCGCGAGCGACAUCCAGCCGCGCGGACUGACGAUGCUACUGGGCGCAAUCCUCGCGCAGUUCUGGCCUGAUCAGGGGCGCAACUUCAGCGCAGGCAUCAGCUUGCGGCUGCGCCCCGACGGCGCGACGGAGCUCAUCCAGAUGGACCUCGGAAUUUACAUUCAGCCGCUGCAGCG